GCCAGCGUCAUGCGGUUCGUGCUUUGGCUCAACGCCGCCAACAAGAACAAGGGAAGGUCCUUCUUCCUCCCGCCCGAGCUCACCGUCGCCAGUCUCUACACGCAGAGCAGUUCCCUCGCCGGCAGCCUCCACGCGCACAGCGGCUCGCCGCCGGCAGCCUCUACACGCAGAGCAACCCUCCUCCGACAACCUCCACACGCACAGCAGCUCCCUCGCCGGCAGACUCCACGCGCACAGCGCCUCACCGCCGGCAGCCUGUACACGCAGAGCAGCCCUCCUCCGACAACCUCCACACGCACAGCAGCUCCCUCGCUGGCAGACUCCACGCGCACAGCGGCUCCCCCGCCGGCAGCCUCCACGAGCACAGCAGCUCCUCCGCAGGCAGCUUCCGUGCGCUGUAGCCAUCACUUACUGGCAGUCCUUGUGCCGACUUUGCCUAGGUUCCGAUUUGUGUUGCUGUGGUAUGCUGACCCAUGUGUCGAUCCAAUCUGAGUGUUGUGUUCCGACCUUUCUGGUGUCUCUGUGUUCCGGCCUACGCGCUGUUGUCACAUUCCGCCCUGCGAACCGAUGUCAUACCCCGGUCGUGUCGCCAUUGUAUUCCGAUUGUGUGUCACCUUUCAGAUCCAUGCUGCGUUGUCACCUCCGGACCCAGCUCCUCUUCGGUCGGUUCAGAGGCAUCCACCCUUCCGGGUCACGACGACUCGAUCAGCUUCACGACCAGCUCACCGCUCCACCUGAGGGCGCCCCCCGGGGUCAGGGGAUUGUUGACCAGCGGACUUUAGAUGACUUGGUCAACGCAGAAGACAGCUCGCCACCGGGUCAUGGGGAUACGGUCAACCUUCCAGACACGUCAUGCCGACAGUUCCAUCAUCUCAACUUCCCGACAUGAUCAUUAAUUAUAUAGAGAAUUUCUAUAUAUAUUAGUAAAAUACAUAUCCUAAUAACAUUCUCAGGUCCAAAGAUAUAUUAAAGGUAAAAAGAUAAUAAUUACAAGUAACUAAUAACAUGAUUACCCAUAAUUAACAUAGAUUGUGGCUACGGACAAAAACCCUCGCCGCCAAGAC
Messenger RNA from Zingiber officinale, 1064 nucleotides. RefSeq names its product allergen Asp f 7 homolog. The transcript is spliced from 2 exons. The record is from RefSeq and is a predicted model, not a curated record. The coding region runs from base 10 to 492 and encodes 160 amino acids. Lineage: Eukaryota; Viridiplantae; Streptophyta; Magnoliopsida; Zingiberales; Zingiberaceae.